GUUUAAUCACCUUGUUAGCAACUGCUUUGAGCUGCUGUCCCACGGCCCGUGGGGAGGGGAAGGGGGGCGUGAAACCGUGACCGUCACACGCGUUCAGCGAAACACGCACAACGCACGCCGGUUCUGCCGCCUUACGCGAACCCGCUGCCGUCCGCCGGAGCACCCUCAGAGCCUGUGGGAGCCCCGGGGCGGGGCAGCGAGACGCGCCGGGAGAGGCCCGGCCCCUGAGGGGUUAACGGCGGCAAGAUGGCGGCGCGGCGGCCCGCCCUUCUCCGCCCCCCGCGCGCGGGGCAGUGGCGCGCGGCCGGGCCCGCGGCUGUCGCGCGGUGAUGAGUCACCGGCAGGCGCGCGGCGCGGGGGCGGCGGGCGCGCAGCGGGCCGCGAACAUGGCCGGCGUUGCCGACGCCGCCGCCGCGCCGGGCACCGGCGGGGACGGGCGGCAGGACGGCGGCCGCGACGGGCGGCAGGACAGCGGCCGCGGGGAGCCGAAAACUCUCUGGGGGAGCAGCGAGCCGCGGCCGCCCGCCGCCGGCUCGGGACAGCCGUCCCCGCAGCAGCGAACGGAGACGUUGGGCUUCUACGAGAGCGACCGGGGCAGGAAGAAGAAGCGGAGCCUCUCGGAUCUUUCCUUGCUGAGAUUCAUCAGUGCUGAGCUAACAAGAGGUUAUUUCCUUGAACACAAUGAAGCAAAAUACACAGAGCGGCGAGAGAGAGUGUACACAUGCAUGAGGAUACCAAAAGAACUGGAAAAGUUGAUGUUUUUUGGAAUCUUUUUGUGCCUGGAUGCUUUUCUGUAUGUGUUCACCCUGCUUCCUUUGAGAGUUUUUCUGGCAAUGUUCCGGUUCAUCACUUUGCCUUGCUAUGGCUUACGCUCUCUUCGGGGCCUAACAGCAAGUGACAGGCGUUUGCUACAACCUGCUCAGGUAUGUGACAUGCUCAAAGGAAUUAUAUUGGUCAUCUGCUACUUCAUGAUGCACUAUGUUGACUACUCUAUGAUGUACCAUCUGAUAAGGGGACAGUCUGUCAUAAAGCUCUACAUCAUCUAUAACAUGCUUGAGGUGGCUGAUCGUCUGAUUUCUUCAUUUGGACAAGAUAUUUUGGAUGCUCUUUAUUGGACAGCUACAGAGCCUAAGGAAAGAAAAAGAGCUCACAUAGGUGUGAUUCCUCACUUCUUCAUGGCAGUGCUGUAUGUCUUCCUGCAUGCUAUUCUUAUAAUGGUUCAAGCAACAACCCUUAAUGUGGCCUUCAACUCUCACAAUAAAUCACUGCUCACCAUCAUGAUGUCCAAUAAUUUUGUCGAAAUAAAAGGAAGUGUUUUCAAGAAGUUUGAGAAGAACAAUCUUUUUCAAAUGUCAAACAGUGAUAUAAAGGAGAGGUUUACCAAUUACGUGCUGCUACUAAUUGUAUGUCUAAGGAAUAUGGAACAGUUUUCAUGGAAUCCAGAUCACCUUUGGGUGUUAUUCCCAGAUGUUUGCAUGGUGGUUGCUUCAGAAAUUGCAGUGGAUAUUGUGAAACAUGCCUUUAUAACAAAAUUCAAUGACAUCACGGCAGAUGUCUACAGUGAAUACAGAGCCAGUCUUGCAUUUGACCUUGUUAGCAGUCGACAGAAAAAUGCAUAUACAGAUUAUAGUGAUUCAGUCUCCAGAAGAAUGGGUUUCAUUCCUCUUCCACUGGCUGUUUUACUCAUCAGAGUGGUAACAAGCUCAAUAAAAGUCCAAGGAGUCUUAGCGUAUGUUUGUGUUGUGCUGUUCUACUGUGGGUUAAUCUCUCUCAAAGUCCUUAACAGCAUUGUAUUGCUGGGGAAAUCAUGUCAAUAUGUAAAGGAAGCAAAAAUGGAGGAGAAAUUAUUCAAUCCUAUCCUGACUGCCACCCCAGGGAAGCCAGCUGGCAAACAGCAAGGCACAUUUAAAUCUACCCAAGGAAUUUCCACAGAUGAAAACGGUUCUACAUCAGUUACCAAUCAACCAGUGCAUCAGAAGGAGAAUAUGCCAUCUUUACUUGUAACAAGCAAUUCUGAUCAAUUUCUGACAACUCCUGAUGGAGAAGAAAAGGAUAUAAGCCAAGACAGUUCAGAAUUAAAACACAGGUCUGCAAAGAAAGACUUGUUGGAGAUAGACAGGUUUACUAUUUGUGGAAACAGAAUUGACUAAGAAUUUAUUUUUUUUUUAAUCAAUGUGCUAAGGAUACUGAGCUGUUGGGACAGCAGAUGCUACCAGAAUGGACAGUUGCCAAAAGGCACAUAAAUAUUUAUUUAAAAACUUAAAUUAUUAAUGGCAAAAAAAUUAUUAAUUUCUUUCUACAAGUAACUUGGCUUGGUAUCUGGUCAGGUCAAGUAAGUGAUCUCUAACUUGCCUCUUGGAAAAUGUGGUGGAUCGUGAGUCUCUAGCCAGGUGGCAGAGCUGCAGUAUCACUUUUCUGGAGACAGACUGGAAAAAGCAAAGCCCUGUUCUGCGUUAUGAAACCACGCUUCCAGAACACUGUUGUUCAUGAAGGUUCCUCCAGGGUAAGGAUGUUCCUGGGAGUGUGUGCCGACUUGACCGGAAGCUUGCCUACCCAGUAUCCGUGUUUCAUUAAACAUCUGCCAGCAGAAUUCAAAACUUGUGCUUAUAUCAACAAACACAUAAAGCAUUGGUACAUGAAACAGUAAGUCAAGAUAGUUAUUCUUGUCAACAAAAAUCUUUUCAAGAUGUAUCUUGAAAAUCUUAUAAUCAGAAUAAAAUUUUGCCUUUAAGUGAAAGACUUACUGCUUAGUAUUUUAUCUGAAUACUAAACACCAAGGAAAGAUCACAGUAAUGAAGGUUCUGCUUAACUGGGCAAAUAUGAAGCAUAUUCAUUUCAUGUGUUGUGUGUCCUGCAAGGCAAAUAAUUCAGAAUUUUUUUUUUUUAAACCUGAGGAUUUUUUGUUGCUGUAGGACAAACUAUUAAAGGGGCACUUCUAAUGUUAAGGAAUGGCAGUGUUAAUUGCAGCAAACAAGUGUUGUGUUGGAACUGUAUGUAUGACAUUAACACAGCAGUAAAGAACAUUGCACUGCAUUUUGCAUUUAACUCUUAGAAGAAUGACAUCUGUGUAUUAACUUGCCUGAGAACAUGCCUAUAAAAGCUCACACUGACAAUCAAAUCAUAAUUGUCCAUUUAAUGUAAUUGAUUGGUUGUAGUCAAACUUAGAUCUAUAAAGAGCAUUUAAGAAUUACAAUGCAUCUUAAUUUCUGGUGUGAGAUGCAGAGUUGAGAGGGAUGAAAAAAGAAGUUUUGGAAUCCUCAGACCAAGAAUGGAUUAAAUUUGAGCUCAAAACAUAGGCUGGAGAGUUUUAUCAGAAGAGACCCUUUAGUUGAGGAUAAAUUCUUCCUAUGUUGUAAAAACACAUCAUUAGCUUCCAAAAUGCCUUUCAGACAUUCAAGUAAGCACCGAUUUUACUUUCCAAGGGAAGGUAUUAUAAAAGUACUUCAGUGCUGAACAAAUGAAGACAAUUUGCUCUAUGCUGAUUUCAUAGUUUGUCGGAAUGGGAAAGCCAAAGUUUAUUUGCUGUAUGAACAUGUGAAAGUAAAUGUAUGUGCUAAUCCCUGAAACUUGCAGGACUACAGUAAUAUAGCAGAUGGAGGCAGUUGGACAGAGUUACGUGUCUGAGCAGACUUGGUAUUGAGAGAACUCUGCUGUACAGUUUAGGGUUGUCUGCUCUGGUGGGAACUCCUUGCUGCAGUCUUGCAGCCUCUCCUCUCCCAUAAGAGCAGUGGGAGUAAUGGCCAAAAUCUGUGGUUAUGUUCAGGGAUGAAAGUAAAAAGAAGAGGACUUGUGCUGUGGAAAAAAUUGAAAAUCUUUAAUUUUUGAUGUAUUUUAUACUAAUUGGAGAUGUUCACACAUUGAAAUUAAGAUUAUCUGUCAGUUUGGUGUAUCUUAUUUUAUAAUUAUUUAGCAGUUGCUAAAGAAAGCUUGAAAUUGCUUUCAUUUUUUUUCUGUUGAAUGACAUUCUGUAUCAAUUUUAUAAGUGCAUCUUGUGUGAAACUCAAUAAAAUUCAAUUUUGUAAUAUUUGUUUAAAAAAGGAAAA
Prinia subflava (tawny-flanked prinia) is the source of this 4043-nucleotide messenger RNA. It is a transcript of the gene TAPT1, whose product is annotated as transmembrane anterior posterior transformation 1. Gene Ontology annotation, cellular component: ciliary basal body; endoplasmic reticulum membrane. The record is from RefSeq and is a predicted model, not a curated record. The coding region runs from base 330 to 2150 and encodes 606 amino acids. The transcript has 15 exons. Gene Ontology annotation, biological process: positive regulation of cilium assembly. NCBI's taxonomy places the organism in Eukaryota, Metazoa, Chordata, Aves, Passeriformes, Cisticolidae.